CCACCAGAUGCCCCAGCAGAGCUCCAUCGAUAUUUGGAAACUAUCCAACUCCUAUCUACGAUCAAUCCGGCGAAAUAUUUCCAGCUAUUUGCAAUUCCCUGGACUUAACAUAACAUCAUGAUGAACACCUUGAGACUAGUAGCACGAAGAAAUCUCCAGCACAUUCGGAGCUUCAACAAGAGUGCUGUCUACGGCCAGACAGCUGAAGCAGCAGUUGCUCCAGCUGAGAAACUCACUCCUCCUCCUCCUGAAGGAACUGACAAGCCUGUCACUGCGAAAAUCGAAAAACUUGUGAAGGAUAUCACGUCAUUGAACCUCAUAGAGGUUGCUGAGCUAAGCGAUGUUUUGAAAAAGAGGCUAAACCUUCCUGAUGCUCCUCUUAUGCCAAUGGGAGGGAUGGUGAUGGCUAAACCACAGCCAGAGGAAGAAGAAGCAGCACCUCAACAGAAACAGUCCUCUUUCACAGUAAAACUCACGGGAUUCGAUGAAAAACAGAAAGUUCCAUUAAUCAA
Molecule: messenger RNA, 512 nt
Organism: Fopius arisanus
Lineage: Eukaryota; Metazoa; Arthropoda; Insecta; Hymenoptera; Braconidae
Product: 39S ribosomal protein L12, mitochondrial
Biological process (GO): translation
Cellular component (GO): ribosome; mitochondrial large ribosomal subunit
Molecular function (GO): structural constituent of ribosome; mRNA binding
Source: RefSeq, a predicted model, not a curated record